Molecule: messenger RNA, 921 nt
Organism: Trichomonas vaginalis G3
Lineage: Eukaryota; Parabasalia; Trichomonadida; Trichomonadidae
Exons: 1
Coding region: 1-921 (306 amino acids)
Source: RefSeq, a predicted model, not a curated record
AUGAAUCCAAUUCUCGAGGAGAAGCGACGCUCCUCCCUAAAAUUUACAAAUCUGAAUUGGAUUACAGUUCAAUCUUCUUCUUAUAAAUAUAAGGGACGAACAGUUAGUCGGCCUUCAACUGCUGGAACAGCUAGAACUACAAGAUCCGAACCAGAGUAUUUUGAUAAGCCUUUUGCAAAUUCCAAACUUACCUUUACAAAAGAAGAAAUGGAGUGCAUUAAUCAAUCUUCUCAUAUCGAUCCAAAUAAAAAAUUAACAAAGACUCCAUCACAAUUACAGAAUAUAUUAAAUAGACAAUCAGUUCGUGCUUCUAUUAAGACAGCUAAAGCUGCCAAAAAAUCAGGCGAAGAAUCAAAAGAGAACUUAUUAUUGACUGAACAAGAUUCAUUUAUCUCCAUUAAUUUAGAUGAAGAAGAUGAUUACAUUCAAAAUCAGUCACCCGAUCAAAAUCCACAAGACAAAACAGAAAAUUCACAAAAAUUUGAAAAAACACCAGAUGUUUCCAAAGAUGACUUAAAAGGAAGCAUUUGGUCAUAUACACAUGAAACUAGACGUCAUGGUCCAAGCAAGAGAGUUCGAGAAAUUCGCGGUUCCUUCAAAAAAUCUUCAGAUGGCAUUGUUGCCUCUAUCUUGCCAUCAUCCGGCCAAAGAAAAAUUAUGCGUACAAUACAAAGAGUUACUCCAACUGGAGGUGUCGGUUCAAUAUUUGAAAUUGAACAAGUCAAUACAGGAUAUGCGACUCAAAGAGCAAAACUUUCAAAAGAAAUGGAAUCAUCAUUCUGUGCGUAUAAAUUUUGCAAAUUCUUUGAAGCUCAGAAUCGUUAUCCUCCAGAAGUCUUAGAUAACUUGAAUUUCAAACCUGUGGCUAAAACAGCCAAAAUUAAAUCAAAUAGUCAAUCUAUACAAGAUAUUAGAAAAUAA